GGCUGAGCUGAGCCCAUAUGGCUGCCAUGGAGGUGCUGCUGGCGGCCGCUCUGCUCCCGCUCCUGCCCCCUGUCAGGGCUGCCGGCCCCCUGCCCACGCUGGCCCCACCGCUGAGCAUGGUGGUGGGCGGGAAGCAGCGGCAGCUGGUGGUGUGUGUGGUGAGCGAGUUGGCCCCAGCCUCUGGCCACACCGUCUGGAUCUCCAGCGGGAACGGUAGCAUCCUCCAGUCCUUCACCUACGGGGUGUCCCAGGAGGAUGGUGGCACUGUCUGCACCGUCUCCCUCCUCCCUGACAACCCUCCAGAUGAGGGAGAUCUCGCCUGCCACGUGGGGCCCAACAAGACCUCACCAGCCCACAGCUCCAGCCCCGUCCACAUCAUGGGCAGCGGGGAGGUGGCAGAGCUGUGUCCCAGGAGCAUGGCUGUGUGCAAGUACGUGGCCGUGGAGCUGAAAUCCGCUUUCGAGGAGACUGGCAAGACCAAGGAGGUGAUUGACACCAAGUAUGGCUUUCUGGAUGGGAAGGGCUCUGCCGUCAAGUACACGCAGUCGGACAUCCGGUUAAUUGAGGUGACAGAGAACAUCUGCAAGCGGCUGUUGGAUUACAACCUGCACAAGGAAAGGAGCGGCAGCAACAGAUUCGCAAAGGGCAUGUCAGAGACUUUCGAGACCCUGCACAACCUGGUGCAUAAGGGCGUCAAGGUGGUGAUGGACAUUCCCUACGAGCUGUGGAACGAGACCUCCGCUGAGGUGGCCGACCUCAAAAAGCAGUGCGACGUGCUGGUGGAGGAGUAUGAAGAUGUGAUUGAGGACUGGUACAGGCACCACCAGAGCGAGGAUCUCUCCCAGUUUCUCUGUGCCGACCACGUGCUCAAAGGGAAGGACACGAGCUGCCUGGCAGAGAAGUGGACUGGCAAAAAGGGCGACCUGGCAAGUGUCGGGGAGAAGCAGAGCAAGAAAAAGAGCAGGAAGAAGAAAAAGGGGCAGAAGGAUGAGAGUGAGGGAGCUGCCAGCCUCCCGGAAGCAGGGGAGGCCCUGGAAGAGAGUGGGGUCCAGGAGGAGGCUCCGCUCACCCGCAGCCCAUCCGACGAGCUGUAGGCAGCGGGCCGAGCUCUCACCCUGCGGGCACGAAAGGCGAAGGGAGGCGGUGCGCGGCGGCGGGAAUGCCCGGGGAGCGCCCGGCCCGGCCGUGCCCGCGAGGGUGCGCUCCCGAGCGGGGUGGGCGGGGAGCUGCCGCCCCCUCGCCGUCCCCGCCCCCGGGGCCGGCUCCGCCGCCGCGCCCAGACAGGACUGUAAAUAAAGGCGUUUUCUCCAGAACCGCCGCCA
This is a messenger RNA of Colius striatus (speckled mousebird), 1322 nucleotides long. RefSeq names its product canopy FGF signaling regulator 3 (gene CNPY3). The record is from RefSeq and is a predicted model, not a curated record. The coding region runs from base 18 to 1094 and encodes 358 amino acids. Gene Ontology annotation, cellular component: endomembrane system. NCBI's taxonomy places the organism in Eukaryota, Metazoa, Chordata, Aves, Coliiformes, Coliidae. The transcript is spliced from 8 exons. Gene Ontology annotation, molecular function: signaling receptor binding.